AUGUUGCAUCUUACAUGUCUUGUUUUACCUAAUGCAACCAAUCAAAAGGAUAAAGAUGCUAUAUGGCGGAGUUUUAUAGACUUGAGAUAUUCCAAUCCAAAUCUUAAGGUGAUGGCCAACAAAGGUGACUUCGAUAGUAAAGAGGACUCCAUUUGGUGGAGAGAUGUUAUGUCCAACAAGAUUAACAUAGGAGGCUUGGAGGUAAAUUUCUCUUGUUUUGUCAAAUGUGGUGUUGGAAACGGUAAUGAUAUUCUUUUCUGGGAUAGUAUUUGGUUGGGGAAUCAAACAAUUCGUUCCUCUUUUCCCGAUUUGUAUGAUCUUUCAACCAAAAAACUAUCGUCUGUUGGAGAGAUUUAUCUUGAGCAAGGAGACUCGUAUAGUUGGCAUGCUGACAGGGUGAUAGGUAGGAGUUUUGGUUCGGCAACAGGAGGUAAUCCUGCCUUGGUUCAGGACCGGCAGAGGCACGAUAUUGAUGCUGCCAGUGCGUCUGUGUGUGCUCAAUGGAGUUCUCUCCACUCCAUGUUGCAGUCUGUUUUACUGGCAGUGGAGGAUAUGGAUUCCUUUGUUUGGAUCCUAAAUCCUUCUGGCUUCUUCACUAUAUCUUCAGUCAGGUUGGCUAUGGAGGAAGCUAAAGAUAUUGCUUGGCAGUCGGAAACAAUCAGCAGUAUGAAAAUCAUUUGGGCCCUUAAAAUUCCGCUAAAAAUUCAGGUAUUUACUUGGAGAUUCUUGGCCGGAAGACUUCCGUUAAGAGAUCAAUUGCUGCGUAGGAAUGUGCCUGAUAUUGCAUCCGCGAAUUGCCCUUUUUGUGAUUCUCAAGAGGAAAAUCUACUUCAUUUAUUCUUUGACUGUUCCGUGGUUAAACACAUAUGGGAAAGGAUUUUUGUUUGGUUGGGGGCUGGCCAAUUUUUAUCUCUGGCAGAUUUCAGGUCCUUCAGUGCAAUUCAGGAGAAAGUGAAGUCAGGUAUCAUUAAGGAGAAGAUCAACAUUGUGUGGAUUUCAACUAUAUGGAGCCUAUGGAACAUGAGAAAUUCUAUGGUUUUUGAGAACAAUUUGUAUAGUUUUGAAUGGGUUUUUAACAGUGUCCUUUUCUUCUCUUGGAGAUGGGUGUCUCUAAGUAUUCCUUUGACCAACUUUUGUUUCUAUGAUUGGUUCAAAGUACCCUUAGUAGGUGUUAGUUCUGUUUAA
Messenger RNA from Vicia villosa (hairy vetch), 1185 nucleotides. RefSeq lists its product as uncharacterized. NCBI's taxonomy places the organism in Eukaryota, Viridiplantae, Streptophyta, Magnoliopsida, Fabales, Fabaceae. The record is from RefSeq and is a predicted model, not a curated record. Bases 1 to 1185 code for a protein of 394 amino acids. The transcript has a single exon.